This is a messenger RNA of Phytophthora infestans T30-4, 237 nucleotides long. RefSeq lists its product as uncharacterized. Bases 1 to 237 code for a protein of 78 amino acids. Lineage: Eukaryota; Oomycota; Peronosporomycetes; Peronosporales; Peronosporaceae. The transcript is spliced from 2 exons. The record is from RefSeq and is a predicted model, not a curated record.
AUGGAUCUACCAGAAACAAGUCGUCGGUAUAGUGCAGCGGUGGCGGCAGCCAAAUUCGCGGACCAGCGUCUGAAAGCUCGAGCACUCGCAUAUUACAACGGCAUCCUGCUGCGGGGCAACCCCAACUCGACCCAAGACACGGUACAGCAAGAUUGCACAAGUGAUCAGACCGCGCAAGUUUGCGACGACGAUACAGACACUACGCAUUUGGUCUCGGAGUUUCCGGGUGCAAAGUAG